Molecule: messenger RNA, 2183 nt
Organism: Vombatus ursinus (common wombat)
Lineage: Eukaryota; Metazoa; Chordata; Mammalia; Diprotodontia; Vombatidae
Product: zinc finger protein 786-like
Exons: 4
Coding region: 103-1887 (594 amino acids)
Biological process (GO): negative regulation of transcription by RNA polymerase II
Molecular function (GO): DNA-binding transcription repressor activity, RNA polymerase II-specific
Source: RefSeq, a predicted model, not a curated record
GCGCGUUCCCCGGAUGCAGGUUGUGCUCCCGACCUCGGGGUCCCCAAACAGCAUUACCCAUCUCUGUGCUUGGUGCUCUCGGCCGGAGGCGACUAGGAGGCCAUGGCCCCGGGGGCGCCUGCUCGGAUACCUGUGACAUUUGAUGAUGUGGCCAUAUAUUUCUCAGAGCAAGAGUGGAGAAACCUGGAGGAUUGGCAGAAAGACCUUUAUAAGAACAUAAUGAAGUCCAAUUAUGAGACUUUGGACUUCCUGGGCUGUGCCAUUCCCAAACCAGACUUGAUCACCUGGAUUGAACGAGGGCAAGAGCCAUUCAUCAGAGGUCUGGGAAGCUUGGAGAGAAAAGACAUGACCAUCAGCACCAGAGCUGAGGAGCAUCUUCACUUGAAGCACACAGAGGGGCAGCAGUUUGGGGAGGACCAGGGAUCUGUGAGUUCACAAAAGGAAAAGCAGUAUUUUUGUGAUCUUCAAAACCAGGAUUUAUCUGAAUUACUAUUGUCAGGAAAAAGAAGAGAAGCUUCCUCUACACAUGGUCAGCGGUGCUCUUCCUUAAGGAGCCCAUGUGACCAAGAUUCACAGUCUUUAGCCCCAAAAGUCCAGGAAUCCAACUUAAACAAGAGAGACUUAAGCCACAGAACUGAGGGAUCCCCUUCCUUCCAGAAAAUUCCCAUAAGGCAGAGCAUCUGCCCGUGCCCUGACUGCAGUAAAGGCUUCUGCCUAAAGGGCCAUCUGGUGAAACACAAAAGAAGCCACUCCAGAGGCCAGCUGUGCCAGUGCCCAAAGGGCAAGAAGACAUUCAGGCAGAGAUCUGCUCUCCAGCAGCACCAGAGCAUCCAGGGCUGGCAAAGGCACUUGCCACGGAAUGAGAACAAUGAAAAGGACUUCUGCUUAAAGAGUCAUACAAAGGCAGAAGAGGGCCCAUACAGAAGAGAGGGAGCAUUUGUCCAGGCCCUCCCCCAGCUCAUGGAACACACCCAAUUGCACACGGGCAAAAGGAGCUUCCCCAGAAAGGGCCUCCUGAAGGCCCACCAGUACUUACAUGGCACAGAGAGGCCCUUCUUCUGCCUGGAGUGUGGCAAGGGCUUCACUCAGAAAUCUAAGCUCAUUGAACACAGGAGAGUGCAUAGCGGGGAGAGGCCUUUCCAGUGCUCAGAGUGUGGCAAGAGCUUCCGUCUGAAGGGGCAUCUGCUCAGGCACCAGCACCUGCACAUGAGGGACAGGCCCUUCCAGUGCCCUGAAUGUGACACCAGCUUCUGCCUGAAGGGGCAUCUGCUCAGGCACCAGCGCCUGCACACAGGGGACAGGCCCUUCCAGUGCCCUGAAUGUGACACCAGCUUCCGUCUGAAGGCUGUUCUAAAAGCCCAUCAGCGCACACACAGUGGGGAAUGGCCUUUCUCUUGCAGUGAAUGCGGCAAAGGCUUCACAAGGCAAUUCCACCUCACAGAGCACGUCAGAAUGCACACAGGUGAGAAGCCCUUCCAGUGUCCCCAGUGUGACAAGAGCUUCCGCCUGAAGGGCACCCUCAAGGUCCAUCAGCGUGUGCACAGCAGGGAUAGACCAUUCUCCUGUGAGGAAUGUGGCAAAGGUUUCACUCACCAGUAUAAACUGACCGAACACUUCCGAGUCCACAGUGGUGAGAAACCCUUUAAGUGCCCUGAGUGUGGCAAGAGCUUCCGCUUGAAGAGUGGCCUGAAUUACCACCAGCGCUUACACCAUAAGGAGAGACCAUUCUCCUGCAGUGAAUGUGGCAAGGGCUUCAUUCACCAGUCCAGGCUCAGUACCCACAUCAGAGUGCACAGCAGGGAGAAGCCCCCUGGUGACCUGAAUGACCCUGGUAAAGCAAAACCAGGCCAGCUCUUUAGGCUAAUAGAGGAAGACUGGAGCUCAUAGAUCCUGGGACAUGAGCACCUUGGAAAUCAUUAUCCAACAUGCCACUCUUUUUACAACUGAGAUGGUAUCUUUUCCUAGUAAGUAGCUGGGUCAGAACUAGAACCCAGAUCCCUUGAUUUCCUCUAUGGCCAGCUGAGCUGCCUUCAUAGCAGACAGACAAGCCUGGUGGGAACAAGUUAAGAAAAGGGUCAGUCAUAUUUCAGUGCUAAAAGUUUGAGCCCACCAGAAGCAGCUAGGUGGAGCAGUAGAUAGAAUCCUGGGUCUGGAGUCAGGAAGACCUGAGUUCAAAUCUGAUC